AUGGGCGCCGAUAUACAGCCUAGCGUAGCAAUUACGCGCCUACAGCAAACACAACGACAUCUCUUCCCCGAUCACACCCAGAAUAAAAAAUCCAUAGUGCAUGGCCCUACAACACCCGAACUAUGGGAAAUCACACUAGCCGAACUCUUAGAACUCCAAUGCCUGGAACACGCUGACCGGGAGUGCCUAGUCGUUCCCUGGACGAAUACAAGGUGGACGUAUAGACAACUCCAAGCCGAAACCGAGCGAUUGGCACGGGGACUCCUAGCAAAUGGAAUCCAGCAUGGCGAUCGAAUCGGCGUCAUGGCGGGGAACUGCGAGCAAUAUGUUUCACUAUUCUUUGCGGCUGCGACUGUUGGAGCGAUUUUGGUGGUUAUCAAUAAUACGUAUACGAAGGCGGAGUUGAUGUAUGCUUUGGAACAUACGGCAUGCAAGAUGUUGUUCAUAUCACCUACAAUUGGUCGCCAUUCUUUGAAAGAUGCGAUUAAUUAUCUCGAGGGACGUGAUCGAGCCCAAUCUCUCCCCGAUUUGAGAGAUAUUGUCAUUGUCCGUGGUGAAUAUCAGAAUUUGAAGACAUAUGAGGAUGUCGUCCAGGAAGGACAAAGUGUUCCGCGAAAUGUAGCAUACCGUCACGCCAACAUCGUUAGUCCAUACGAUGUAGUUAAUCUCCAGUUCACGAGUGGAUCGACAGGAAAUCCAAAGGCAUCCAUGCUGACUCACCACAACCUAAUCAACAACUCUCGCUUCAUCGGUGAUCGCAUGGAUCUAACCUCCUCCGAUGUCCUCUGCUGCCCGCCCCCUCUCUUCCACUGCUUCGGCCUCGUCCUCGGCCUCCUCGCCUGUAUCACACACGGCGCCAAAAUUGUCUACCCAAACGAAACAUUCGACCCUGUCGCUGUGCUCGAGGCGAUAUCAACGGAACAAUGCACCGCCGUCCACGGCGUGCCCACCAUGUUUGAAUCCAUACUCUCGUUACCUAAACCCGCAAAUUUCGACUGCUCUCGCCUCCGCACAGGAAUCAUCGCUGGAGCACCAGUCCCGUACUCUCUUAUGCAGAGGUUAGUCGCAGAACUGAACAUGACCGAAUUUACAAGCAGCUACGGUCUAACUGAGGCAUCACCCACAUGCUUCAACGCGUUUACGCACGACACGAUCAAUCGCCGCUUGACCACCGUCGGCAAAGUAAUGCCACACGCAAGUGCAAAGAUCAUUGAUCCUAAAACUGGCCAAACAGUUCCCAUUGGCCAGCGCGGAGAAUUGUGCAUGAGUGGGUAUCAAAUCCAUAGCGGGUACUGGCAGAAUCCGCAAAAGACAGCGGAUACGUUGCUGCGAGAUGAAGAUGGGAAAGUAUGGUUGAGGACAGGCGAUGAAGCCGUCUUUGAUACGGAGGGUUACUGCACGAUUACGGGAAGGUUCAAGGAUAUUAUCAUUCGCGGAGGGGAAAAUAUAUAUCCGCUUGAGAUUGAAGAGAGACUCAGUCGUCAUCCAGCCGUUUCGCGCGCUACGGUGAUUGGGGUGCCAGAUAGUCAUUAUGGGGAGGUUGUUGGGACAUUUAUUGAGUUUAAGGCCGAUGUGAAAGACUUGCCGUCGGCAGAGGAUUUGAGGGAUUGGACGAGAGAGACACUCGGAAGACACAAAGCGCCAAAGUAUUUAUUUGUAUGCGGAUCGCAUGAGGCGCUGCCCGCAUCCAUUCCUCAGACUGGGAGUGGCAAAGUUCAAAAGCAGGUUCUUCGUGAGUUGGCAUACAAGUUAAUACAGCAGGGCGAGACAGGGGUUAUGCUUGCAUAA
Talaromyces amestolkiae is the source of this 1788-nucleotide messenger RNA. RefSeq lists its product as uncharacterized. Gene Ontology annotation, biological process: fatty acid metabolic process. The transcript is spliced from 3 exons. Lineage: Eukaryota; Fungi; Ascomycota; Eurotiomycetes; Eurotiales; Trichocomaceae. Gene Ontology annotation, molecular function: medium-chain fatty acid-CoA ligase activity. Bases 1 to 1788 code for a protein of 595 amino acids. The record is from RefSeq and is a predicted model, not a curated record.